Molecule: messenger RNA, 1507 nt
Organism: Pyrus x bretschneideri (Chinese white pear)
Lineage: Eukaryota; Viridiplantae; Streptophyta; Magnoliopsida; Rosales; Rosaceae
Product: transcription factor KUA1-like
Exons: 3
Coding region: 294-1259 (321 amino acids)
Biological process (GO): response to auxin; response to gibberellin; response to ethylene
Molecular function (GO): DNA binding; zinc ion binding
Source: RefSeq, a predicted model, not a curated record
AGAGAGAGGUAAUACAACUAGUUUUAAUUUAUUUUGUUUAGAACCCAAGUUGGAAAUAUCCAAACAAUAAACAAUGUCCAUCCAAUCAUCUUCUCUUGGUGUGCACAAAAACAAAUCCCCCACCCGCCACCCCCCCCUCAACCUCCAUCAUCAUAUGUACCACCAAACACCGUGCUCAUUCGUCCUCUCUCUCUCUCUCUCUCUGAAUUUAGUUGGAAUUGUGGUGGUGUCGGCUGUAAUAUAUUUUGAGAAUUAAGUUGCGAGAAGCACGUAAUAUUAUUGUCCGGCUGAAGAUGGGCAGAAAGUGCUCACAUUGUGGAAACAUAGGCCACAACUCUAGGACCUGCGCAAAUUUCAGAGGCACUACUAGUAGUACUAGUUUUGUUGGAUUUAGGCUCUUCGGCGUCCAACUUCAUCGUGAUCAUCAUCAUCAUAUCAUGAUGUCUUCAUCCAACAUGAACAAUAAUUCUGCUAAUCAUCAUGUUUCCAUGUCCAUGAAGAAAAGUUUCAGCAUGGAGUGCUUGCCGACGACGACGUCGUCAGCCUCUUCAUCUUCCCCAUCUAAUUCUUCAUUGUCUCCUUCAAGACUUUCCAUGGAUGAAAAUAUUUGCGCAUCAGAUAAAGCUUCCAUCGGCUAUCUCUCUGACAGUCUCAUAUGCCAAGCCCAAGAAAGGAAAAAGGGAGUUCCAUGGACGGAAGAGGAGCACCGGACGUUCCUAAUCGGACUCGAGAAGUUAGGAAAGGGUGACUGGAGAGGCAUCUCUAGGAAUUAUGUGACCACAAGAACCCCAACCCAAGUUGCGAGUCAUGCUCAGAAGUAUUUUCUCAGGCAAGCAAGCCUGACCAAAAAGAAGCGACGUUCUAGCCUCUUUGAUAUGUUUGGAAGCAGCAACAAUAUAAAUAUGGAAACUGAUGAUCCAAUUCCUACUCAAUGUGAAAAUAUUAUUUGUAAUAACAUGGCCAUUGAUUCCAGCACAGUGCCUCUGCUUGAACAUAGCAUUGCAGCGAAAAAUCUAAACUUAGAUCACAGUCAAAAACCUCAAAGACGUAGUACUACUACUCAGCAGCGGCCGGUUUGGAUUUACGGGUUGAUCGAUUUCCAGAUGAAACCGAAUUCAUCUUCGAGUAAAGCGUCAGUAGUACCGGAUCUUGAGCUCACGCUUGCUGCACCAACUAGUCCUAAUCUAGAACAAAAAAAUAAAUCAUCCCCAACCCCAGCAGGUCCCCUCCUUAAUCUUGGAGCAAUUAGUGUCACAUAAAAAAAGAGAUGGACUGGGCUACAAUAUUUACAGAAAUGAACGUGACUUUGACGUUAACCCUGGCAGCUGAAGAAGGAUCCGAAGGAACAAUAUAUAUUAUUCAUGGCUACUUUUACUUGAUUUAUAAUUAGUAUGUAUUGAUUAUUAAUUAACGUUAUUUUCUUUAAUUCCUUUUUUUUCCUUUCUCUUGAUGAAUAAAACGAGGAUGUAUCGAUGCAUGACAAUAUAUUAUAAAAGCAUUUUAUUUC